AUGAUUACAUUUUUUCUCAGGCCAUUGGUUCAGGAAAAGCUGGAUGUUUUGAGUAAAGCUGGUCUUACUAAAGAUGAUUUCUCACAGGCUGAUACCAAGCGAUUCAAGGACUCAAAACAGAAAGAUAUCAUGAAUUAUUUUGAGACUUCCUUCAUGGAGGAACCAGGGAUCGAAGAACUGAAUCAAAUUGCCGAAUUGGAAGCUGCAUAUUCUAAGGGCAGUUGCGAAAAUGCAGGUUCUCCAUCUACAAAUGAUUGUGACUUAGAUGUUGCUGAAGCUGCUGCCAACCACAAAGGAACUGAUGAUGCCCCAAACAAAGAUGGCGACUUUAAGCAAUCCAGUACAUACACCAGUAUAUCAGAAAUUGACAAUAAAAGCAGGAUACACAAAAUGACAUUAUUUCAGUCAACUGAAUCUACAAUAAAAAGAGAUAUAUGUAUUGAGGAGCAACCUGUAUCUAAAAGAGCUCGGAGAAAAUAG
Saccoglossus kowalevskii is the source of this 480-nucleotide messenger RNA. Its product is annotated as SNF2 related chromatin remodeling annealing helicase 1-like. NCBI's taxonomy places the organism in Eukaryota, Metazoa, Hemichordata, Enteropneusta, Harrimaniidae. The record is from RefSeq and is a predicted model, not a curated record. Gene Ontology annotation, cellular component: nuclear replication fork. Gene Ontology annotation, biological process: replication fork processing; DNA repair. Gene Ontology annotation, molecular function: ATP binding.